CGCGAGGCCCCGCACGCCCUGACCGCCGAUCUCCUCGACGCCGUCCGAGCAGCCUCUGGCUCGGAGGUGUCAGGCGGGAUGCAACUUAUGGGAUCGAAGAAGAAGCUUCAGUCGAAGGCGUCGCUUCGAUCGCCUCCGUCGCGUGGAAGCCAACUCGCCGAGGAGCUGCACCGAUCCCACGCGCGAUACGAGAACGACCUGUUUUCUGAAAUUCUUGCGAAGCUGAAGGCGAAGAAAGAGCGAGGCGCAGAGGAUUCUCAGGUGUACGAACACCUCCCCGUGAGCAGCCCAAAGAGAAACGAACUCCCUGGCGAUUCAACGGAGUCCACGCGCAGCGACGUAUUGUCCGGCCUGGCAAGCAAGGCGCUGAACGUUGAGUUGGUGGAUACCGCAAUCGAUCCGGAGUGGGCCUUCCAGCAGUUCAGUGGGAAGAAAAUCGACGCAGGCGCGCGUUUCGACGACCGCCUCGACCGCUUGACCGAAACGCCCGAAGAGGUGAAACUCCACGGGUACUUUCCCUUCCAGAAGGAGAGUGCAAAGAGCAGAUACGAACGCCUUAUCACGGAGGUGCCUCACGCCCUGGUCGCAGUGAAAGAAUACUUCUCCAACGUCGACAUGCUCGAAAAGAUACACAAGCAGGAGGAGCAGCUCCCCGAGGAAUCCAGGGCCGGUUUCCUCCUCAGACUCAACGGCAUGUUGGAAGACCAGGGAGCGGCGCUCAGCCGCCUGGUGAAGAACUACGUGGCGACGGAUGUGCCACUCCAGAACAUUUUGUUCGGCCGAACGCAUUUCACACCCGAGGGAGAACCUGUUGACGUCGAUUUGUUCGAUGCAUAUUGCCCCGAUGAUUGCGUCGCCGUCGAUGCCGUCGCCUCCAGCGUUCUCAGAGAUGCCAUGCUGAAUGAUGAAGUCGUUGCUGCGAAUCUCGAGAGGCGCGUAGCAGCCAUCGAGAGUCGUCUGGAUGAGGUUUCGGAGAUGAUCGAUGAAGACAACCUGCUUCCUUGGGAAGACCUCACGGCGGAGGCUCUCCACCGCUUCAAGGCCGAUUCGCGGGACUUCGCAACGCAACUCGCUUCCGUGGACCGUCUCCUUUCGCGAACCCUCUCCGAGGCCGUUUUGAGCCAACUGGAGACGCGGCUCCAACUGGUGAAGAGACAGCUCGACGAGCAAGAAGAGUUUUUACGGCGGCGACAGCAGCAGCGAGUUCGAGAGAAGCAGCGACAGCUCGACAGCGGAAAUGCCCCUGUCGGCUACGACGACAUCCUCGAAGAUUGGAAACCGGAGAAACUCCUUGAGAAACUCCACCAAUCGCUCAAGGACUUCAAGGACACCGCAGAACGGGUUGACACGAUUGGAGGCCAACUGGAAGCCGCGUUUGCUGCGCGCGAACCUCUCGUGGGCUUCCUCCAGCAGAUGCGCAAGCAGGAAAAGCAAAACGAGGUUUUGAAGGCCUCUCUGGGAUCGACAGUGGAGAUGCUGAAGUCGUUGAAUGCAACUCGGACGAUGGCGACGGAUUCGUCGGCAGUAUCCGCGGUGUUAGGUUUUUCGGGCGUGGAAGUGACGGGCAAGGCGGGAGGAGUGAAGAAGAAGGUAUCAGGUUUGCCUGCCACUUUUGCGCGGGCUCACGAGGCUUCGACGCUGGUGCGGGCUUCCGGCCGCAUGUCGAAGGACGGCUCUCGAGAGCGCGAGCAACGGAGCGGCCUGACGCACAGAGCCUCACGUGACUCCAGCGAGCGGCGGGUGCGGCGAACGACCUCCCUCGAUGGAACGCCUUGA
This is a messenger RNA of Neospora caninum, 1776 nucleotides long. RefSeq lists its product as hypothetical. The annotation marks the transcript as partial. The record is from RefSeq and is a predicted model, not a curated record. NCBI's taxonomy places the organism in Eukaryota, Apicomplexa, Conoidasida, Eucoccidiorida, Sarcocystidae. The transcript has 14 exons.